This is a messenger RNA of Ostreobium quekettii, 1647 nucleotides long. The record is from the annotation of a GenBank genome assembly. NCBI's taxonomy places the organism in Eukaryota, Viridiplantae, Chlorophyta, Ulvophyceae, Bryopsidales, Ostreobiaceae.
GAUGGUCACACUGCGCUAAUCUUGGCUGCACAGGAGGGUCAAGUAAACGUAACUGAAAUUCUCCUUGAGAACGAGGCUGACGUUGAUGUCCGAACAGAUGAUGGCACCACUGCCCUUAUGUGUGCUGCGCUGCACGGUCACCUUGAAAUUGUCCACCGGCUACUGGAAAGGACGCCUGAUGUCGAGGGCACGGAUGACAAGGAUGGCUACACCGCCCUGCAGCUUGCUGCGCAAGAAGGGCAUUUGGAAAUAGUUAAAGCGCUCUACAACAGUGGUGCCAAUGUUGAUGUUCGGGGAAGGUAUGGCUGGACAGCACUGCUGAGCGCAGCAGAGAGAGGGCACACUGAAAUUGCAGCCUUUCUUCUUGCUCAAGGGGCAGACUUGAGGGUGCAUGACAUGAAGGGCUGGAAUGCUCUCAUGAUCGCUGCACGUGGAGGUCAUAUUGGAGUUGUGAGUGCUCUGCUGAACUAUAGAGCCAAUGUGGAGGCCCGUUGCAAGGAUGGUUGGACCGCCCUUAUGCUUGCAGCAGCAAAAGGGCAAGUUGAGGUGGUGCAAUGUCUGCUUUCACGAUGGGCGAAUUAUGACGCAAAUGACAAGGACGGAUGGACCGCACUGAUGAUAUCGGCGCAAGAGGGGCACCCUCAAGUUGUCAAUUUGCUCGUCGAGGCCGGUGCCAACGUCGAGGCGCAGAACAAGGAUGGCAUGACAGCCCUGAUGUAUGCUGCAUUGAAUGGGCAUCAGAAUGUCGCUGUUGCUCUCCUUAACAGGAACGCAGACACGGAGGCUAGGAGUGAGAGUGGAGGAACUGCCCUGAUUUAUGCUGCCAUGAGGAAUCAUACGCCAGUUGUGCAUGCUCUUAAUGAAUAUGGAGCCAAUCUUGAUGCUCCCGAUAAGCUUGGGGACACUCCACUCAUGUGUGCUGCUUUUGAAGGCCACCAGGAAGCUGUGGCCGCAUUGAUUGGACAUGGGGCAAAUGUCAAUGUGCAAAGACAGGAUGGUAGCACAGCCUUGACACUUGCGACACAAGAGGCCCAUGUCGAUAUUGUAAAACUACUGGUCGAGAAGAACGCCAAUGUAGAUUGGACAUUCAAGGGCGGCAGGACGGCACUUAUGCUUGCUGCCGGGAAGGGAAACCUUGAAAUUGCGAAGCUGCUCAUCGAUGGCAGGGCAAACAUGGAUAUGCAGAAUGAAGAUGGCGUGACGGCCCUCAUGUUCGCCAUAUUGACCAAGUCGAUCAAGAUCAUCAGCCUGCUGAUUUAUAGAGGGGCAUAUCUCGAGGCCCGGAACAAGAGUGGAUGGACAGUCCUCAUGCUGGCAGCUUCCAAGGGAUAUCUUGACGUUGUCACUAUGCUCCUGGGUGAGGGAGUUGACGUGGAUGCCCAGAAACAGGAUGGAGGAACUGCCCUCAUGAUUGCAGCUGCCCAAGGACAUGUGCACGUUGUGGCGACACUGCUGGAACAUGGCGCUGACUCACAGAUAAAGAACAAGGAGGGAAACACAGCGGCCCAUGAGUGUGCCAAGCGUGGGCAUGAUCGAGUGGUGGAAAUUCUGAUAGGAAAAAGGGCCGAGAAGGGCAGACAACCUCGCAGGCGCUCGGUUUCAAGCGCUCCUAGGACACGAAGGCCAUCGCUGGAGCUGCGCACCUGA